CCCAUUCAUUUUAUAAAUCCCCCCCCCCCCCCCCGUGAAGAAGAGAAGUGGUUGAUCGGCACUAGGCCAUCUCAUACCCGCCACGUUGAGUGAUCCUAGACCGCAACAUACCGGUGCAUAUUUACCUGGUAGCUAUCUAUUUUUGGGCCGUGCGGGCUAAAUUAUCUCUGCUAUCUUCUCAAUGAUGGAGUUGCGAUGGGUUGCGUGUCGUCUGCAUUGGAUACUAUGGUUGUUGUUUGUUUCGUAUACCAGCGCGUUCUACUUGCCCGGUUACUCAAUCAAGCGCUAUAACGAUGAUGAAUCGAUCCCUCUCCUUGUGAAUAAGAUCUUCUCGGACCAUACGCAGCUUCAAUAUGCCUACUUUGAUCUGCCCUUCGUCUGCCCCCCGAGUGGGCGCGCGCAUGGUGGCUCUCCUUUUGGUUCCGGACAAAGUGUUUCGCUCAAUCUGGGGGAAAUACUGCGUGGGGACCGGAUCAUGACUUCGGACUUUGAGAUGCAGAUGGGCAAGAAUAUCGAAUGCCAGGCGCUGUGCACACGGGAGGUCGGACGCAAGGAUGUGAAAGGGAGCCGACAGCUUAUUCGCGACGGCUACGUGGCAGAAUGGAUCGCGGAUAAUUUGCCCGGGGCGACGAGCUUUGUCACCGUUGACCGCAGCCGGAAGUACUACGCUACUGGGUUCAAGCUCGGGUUCCAGGACUAUUCUCCGGUUGACGGCAAACAGCGGUUCUAUAUGCAUAAUCACUUCACGAUCGUCAUCCGCUGGCGGUCAGCGCCGGAGGGAGGGAAGGUGAUUGUGGGGUUUGAAGUUUACCCCAGGAGUAUCCGUGCUGAAGAUCAUGGACCGGAUGGGUGCCCUAGGCGCAUCCAUGACGAUCAUGAAGGGCUGGAGUUGUAUCUUCCGCCCAACAUGGAGCGGUUACGGAAGAUGUACCCAGGUUCCUCGUAUCUCCCAGAAGACGAUGAUGAUCUCGAUGAUGGGGCGACUCUGAAAAUCCCGUACAGCUAUUCGGUAUACUUUAAGGAAGAAAACGGGGUCGAGUGGUGGAACCGCUGGGAUCUCUACUUUAGCAACCAAGAGGAUAGCUCGAUGACACAUUGGUUAGCGGUCCUUAAUUCUCUGACCAUAUCCGGUGUUUUGGGUGUCGCGGUCUGUGUGAUCUGGGGUCGGACGGUACAAGGCGACAUCAAGGGUCGGGGUGACGGUGCGAUGGAUGACAGCAAACUCCAAAGAGGGAGCAAAUCUCGAUCGUCAUCGGAGAGAAAGAUAGAGGGACUGCUGGAUCAGCCGGACGUGGAACGGGAUGCCGAUGUCGGUUCUGAGGACGAGGGCUUGGACGAUGUCAGCGGGUGGAAGCUUCUCCACGGCGAUGUCUUUCGCGUGCCGGAAUACAGUGGACUGCUUGCGCCGUUGGUGGGCUCGGGGAUGCAGCUAUUCUUCAUGACUUCUGGUCUUCUCCUUCUCAGCUGCCUGGGCAUCUUGAAUCCUAGUUUCCGAGGCGGGUUUGUCAGUGUCGGGAUGGGCUUGUUCGUGUUUGCGGGUUUGUUUUCUGGAUACUUCUCGGGGCGGUUGUACAAAACCUUUGGCGGUGUGAGUUGGCGGAAGAACACGUUGAUUACUGCCUUGCUUUUCCCCGGCCUGGCCUUUUGUCUAAUCUUCAUCCUCAAUCUGUUUGUGUGGGCGCAAGCGUCGAGCACGGCGAUUCCCUUUGGCACGCUGGUGGGGAUUGUGGCACUGUGGCUCUUGAUCCAAGUUCCGCUAGUCUACGCGGGCAGCUGGUAUGGAUACGUGCGAGCUACGGCGUGGGAGCAGCCGACCAAGACGGCAUCGAUUGCGCGCCCAAUCCCGGCCCAGCCGUGGUACCUGCACAGCAUCCAAGGCACGCUUUUCACGGGGCUGGCACCAUUUGCGGUGCUGUUCAUUGAGCUGCUGUUUGUGUUCCAAAAUCUGUGGCAGGACAAGAGCGGAUACUACUACGUGUUUGGAUUCCUCAGUGCGGUUACCACGAUUCUGAUGGUGACCGUGAGCGAGGUGACGAUCAUCGCGACAUACAGCCAGCUCUGUUCGGAGAACUACCACUGGUGGUGGCAGAGUUUCCUUACGGGGGGCAGCAGCGCCGUCUGGGUAUUUGGGUACUGCAUUUGGUAUUAUUCCUUCCAUCUGCAUAUCACGGGGUUCGUGUCGAGCCUGCUCUUUUUCAGCUACAGUCUGCUGGCGUGCACGGUGUACGGACUGUUGACGGGGACGGUUGGAUUCCUGACGGCGUAUGCGUUUCUGCGGCGGAUCUACAGGUCGAUCAAAGUGGAUUAAAGAUAUUUCGUUGAAGAAGAGAGUACUCUGUAACUAUGGAUGAUCAUUAGGAUAGUCCUAGUACUAACUAACUAUAUGAUGAUCCCUUUUUGGUAGUUGGA
Messenger RNA from Aspergillus ochraceoroseus IBT 24754, 2409 nucleotides. Its product is annotated as transmembrane 9 family protein. Gene Ontology annotation, biological process: protein localization to membrane; vacuolar transport. The transcript has 5 exons. The record is from RefSeq and is a predicted model, not a curated record. Lineage: Eukaryota; Fungi; Ascomycota; Eurotiomycetes; Eurotiales; Aspergillaceae. Gene Ontology annotation, cellular component: Golgi apparatus; membrane. Bases 182 to 2308 code for a protein of 708 amino acids.